This is a messenger RNA of Symbiodinium sp. CCMP2456, 927 nucleotides long. Lineage: Eukaryota; Dinophyceae; Suessiales; Symbiodiniaceae. The record is from the annotation of a GenBank genome assembly.
AUGCAGUCUAGCCUGUACAAGGAGAACACUUUCGAGCUGGGCCAUAGCGAGGUCUGGGGAUCAUGGUACGACGCUUCUGCAGAAAGAUGGGGCUACGCGUGCUGUCGAGAAUUGCAACGCUCGAAGCGAUGUGCUGCGAAUGCAGCACCGGCACAGGAUCUCGAGGAAGGCGGCGAUCUCGAAGCCGGCGCUCCCACUUGCCUGGACGAUCUUCAGCCCCGCAGCUCCUUCGCAGAGGCCGACCUCUUCGCACUGCGAUGGUUACAAGCUGUUCUGCGAGAGUAUCGUCGCCAACACCAGCUGGACACGGCUUGCGCUUCACGCUUCGGACGUUCACAACCGGAAGAGGUGGAGCGCUCCCUGGCAACCCUGCUACAGACUCUGCAGGCAAGCUGUCAGAGUUUCUGGAAGGGGGAGGAAGUCCAUGUCUGGAGCGUUGGCCACAACAAGUGGUUCAAAACCGGGCGCGUCGUCGCUGUGAGGCAGACAGAAGAAGGAGGGCGAGCUGUCGGCUCGGUACUUGUUACGUUUGUGGAGACCGCCGACAGCAAACCUUCCAGGAAGUGGGUGUCUCCAGCCAACAUACCGUCUGUCCUUCGGAAGGCAGCAGAGGUGAAAAUUUCGCGAGAUGAUCUGGACAAGAUCGUGCGAAUAGCUGAACUUUGUGCAGAACGAGAAUAUCAUGCAGCUAGCCAGGUGUACCUAGAGCUGACUGUGGGUCAUGGACGAUGGCAUGGAGAUCUCUCCGUCAAAGGCAUCACCGGUUGUGCGAAGGCUCCCAGAAACGGCUUCAGGGUCAAGAAAGAUUCGAACGGCCUUCUUGAGUCUACAGACGGUAUGCAAUACAUGCCUUGUCUCAAGCGGUUGAUGGCUUUCUGCCAAUUCGCGCACCCAAACGCUGACGUCUCCAAGCACAUGCCAGAGUGA